AAUAGUUUUUACUUUUUAUGGUGAACUAUUACUUUUAAAAUGUAAUCAAAUAAUUAGUCUCGUUGUUUUUCUGUUUAUUAUUUCAAUAGUUCAAACCUAGGUUUAGAGGACAUUUUAAAAGUGGGGGACAGCUGAAUGAGAUCUAAAAGUUUACGUUCAUAUUUAUUAAUCACCUGUUUCUAAAUGGACUGGCUGAGUGAUUGGGACGUAUUCCACCCACCCCAUACGCUCCCCAGUAUCCAGCCACAAAAUGUAGUUGUGUUACCUUACCAACAUUUCGCUGCUGGAGCGUUUUCAACCACAUAACUUUUUCCAAAAGGCGCAUCACUUCCUGUGACAGGGACAACAUCUGUCCGCGCCUUAAAUCAAAUUAAAAGUGAAACACCGCUGCCCACAGUGUGUGACCUGUGUUUCUCUGAGAGGAGCUACUCUUUUGAAUGGGAUGAUCCCAGUGUUUGUGUGUGUGUCUGUCUGCCGUCCUGGGAGAGAUCCAGGAGCAGCGGAUGAAUCCAGCACGCAGGCGCUGAGGCUCCAGUCAGACUGACGCCGCUGCAUCCAAACACACGCGCCCGCUGAACACCUCCAGUCGGCGCGGGACCCAGCGCUCGGCGGCGCGGAGCUAUUAUUCGACCCGGCACGCUGAGAUAAUCACCAUCAACCACCUGAAGAAAUCAUCUCUGUCAGGGCGUUUAUCCUACAUCAUUGUCUACAAGAAACAACCCGAAUCUCCUGCACAUAAGUGAUUUAAAAUCAACCCGUUUCACGAUGCACUCCUCUACCUCCAUCACAUCGCUCUUCUCCUUCACCAGUCCGGCUGUGAAGCGUCUGCUCGGCUGGAAGCAAGGAGACGAGGAGGAAAAGUGGGCCGAAAAGGCUGUCGAUUCCCUCGUGAAGAAGCUGAAGAAGAAGAAAGGAGCGAUGGAGGAACUGGAAAAGGCUCUUAGCUGUCCAGGUCAGCCCAGUAAAUGCGUGACCAUCCCUCGCUCUCUAGACGGAAGGCUCCAGGUGUCUCAUCGGAAAGGUUUGCCUCAUGUUAUUUACUGUAGAGUGUGGCGCUGGCCCGACCUUCAGUCCCACCAUGAGCUCAAAGCGCUCGACUGCUGCGAGUUUCCAUUCGGAUCCAAGCAGAAGGAGAUCUGCAUCAACCCAUAUCAUUACCGCCGCGUCGAGACGCCAGUUCUACCGCCGGUGCUAGUGCCCCGUCACAGUGAGUUCAACCCUCAGCACAGCCUGCUGGCCAAGUUCAGAAAUGCUUCCCUCCACAACGAGCCUCUGAUGCCCCAAAAUGCCACUUUCCCCGACUCCUUCCCUGCGAUGCCCUGCAGCUCCUUCUCUUCAUCUCCCUCCAGCUCUUUAAACCCAUCUCCCGCUGCGCACAGCUUCCCAAACUCUCCCAGCAGCGCCACUGAGCCCGGCAGCCCUUACCAGAUCACAGCUGAGACGCCUCCUCCACCGUACAGUAUGAUGGAGAGCAGUCCGUCUGAAGACGUGAAGCCCGCAGAGUCUUCAGAGAAUAAACUCAUCCUGACGGCUCCACAAAGAGACUUGAGGCCAGUGUGUUAUGAAGAACCAGAAUAUUGGUGUUCGGUGGCGUAUUAUGAACUCAACAACAGGGUUGGUGAGACAUUUCACGCCUCUGCCCGAAGCAUCUUAGUGGACGGUUUCACAGAUCCAUCAAACAACAAGAACCGCUUCUGUCUCGGCCUGCUGUCCAACGUCAACCGCAACUCCACCAUCGAGCACACGCGCAGACACAUAGGAAAAGGUGUGCACUUGUAUUAUGUGGGAGGAGAGGUGUACGCAGAGUGUCUGAGUGACUCCAGUAUUUUCGUUCAGAGUCGGAACUGUAACUAUCAGCACGGUUUUCACCCCACCACCGUCUGCAAGAUCCCGAGUGGAUGCAGCCUGAAGAUCUUCAACAACCAGCUGUUUGCCCAGCUGCUCUCACAGUCGGUAAACCACGGCUUUGAAGUGGUGUAUGAACUCACCAAGAUGUGCACCAUCAGGAUGAGUUUCGUCAAGGGCUGGGGAGCCGAGUACCACCGUCAGGACGUCACCAGCACCCCCUGCUGGAUAGAAAUCCACCUGCACGGGCCCCUGCAGUGGCUGGACAAAGUUCUGACCCAAAUGGGCUCCCCACACAACCCCAUUUCCUCGGUGUCCUAAUACAAUACAGGAGACAAUUCUCCAAUAGACUUCAUAGCCACGCAAGACACAUAGCACUCUCUCUCACUCUCUUGUGAAAAUAUAUGUCUUUAGUGGAUGUUUAUGGUACCGUUAUAGGAUCAGCCUGAAAAUACGUACAAUAUCAUGCUGUUAACUAAGCAGUCGUGUUAUUAGAUAAGUGUUGCAUUGUUUUAAAUGGCUACAUAAAAAACACUACUACUUGACAGUAUGUAAUAGCUGAGAUCUAAUAGGAAGCCAAAGAAAUGUGCUAGUAGGCAGGUACUUGUUCUGACAGUGUUUUAUUUGCCAUAUGCCGUCUAUAACGUUUAAACUUAGCUGUCUUGUUUUUGUAAUACAAAACAAAUGCCUCCUUUUUAUUUGUGCCUUUUUGAUUUUUGACCUGAACACAAAUAUAAUAUUAAAAACAAA
Molecule: messenger RNA, 2595 nt
Organism: Danio rerio (zebrafish)
Lineage: Eukaryota; Metazoa; Chordata; Actinopteri; Cypriniformes; Danionidae
Source: RefSeq, a predicted model, not a curated record